Messenger RNA from Solea solea (common sole), 4885 nucleotides. It is a transcript of the gene gon4la, whose product is annotated as gon-4 like a. Gene Ontology annotation, molecular function: transcription coregulator activity. The transcript has 27 exons. Lineage: Eukaryota; Metazoa; Chordata; Actinopteri; Pleuronectiformes; Soleidae. Gene Ontology annotation, cellular component: nucleus. The coding region runs from base 334 to 4191 and encodes 1285 amino acids. Gene Ontology annotation, biological process: regulation of DNA-templated transcription. The record is from RefSeq and is a predicted model, not a curated record.
GAACGAUCUUUGUACAAACGUUCUGUCUUUAAACCGGGUCUGGUGAGGAUUUACUGCUCUGAGUCCACGGACUCAACCGGAAACGGAACCGGGACCCGGUUCUUUAUUGCUAAUGUUAGCUGCUAACAGCAGAGCCAGGCAGUGUUAGCAUGGUUAGCUGUUAGCAUAUUAGCAGCAUAGAGGAGACAGCGGAGACUGAAGACACGGACACACCGGUGAACCGAGACUGAGGACACGGACACACCGGUGAACCGAGACUGGGGACACGGACACACCGGUGAACCGAGACUGAGGACACGGACACACCGAGGUCAGAGGUCAUGGUCGUCCACAAUGAACCCAGCUCGCAAACGCCUCAAACUCAGCCCGUCCUCACCAAACCCUGCCCCCUCCUCCACCUGCAGCCAGGGGGCGCCGGCAUCCAGCUCUCACCUCCUUUCCCAUCAUGCUUUGCUGCGAGGUGAAGCUGAGGACGAGGAGAAGGAGGAGGAAGGUUAUCUUCUGGUGGAGGAAGAUACGACUGACUCCAGCCUCAUCAUCACCAUGGAGGACAGUCAGCUGGAGGUGAAGACAGCGAGGAGGAGAACAGUGAGGAGGAGGAGGAGGAGGGGCAAACUGAUGGGAGAGGAGGAAGAUGAGCAGGUGGGCGGAGCCUCAGAGAGCGACGAAAAGGAGGAGGUGGAGAUUGACAGACAGCUCGAUCAAUCGCUGGCGACAAAGUCUAAGCAACAUAAUCUGACCACAGUGAACGUGAAGAACAUCAUCCACGAGGUCAUCACUAACGAACAUGUGGUGGCGAUGAUGAAAGCUGCCAUCAACGAGACAGAGGCCGUUCCUGCAUUUGAGCCUAAAAUGACUCGGUCUAAGUUUAAAGAGGUGGUGGAGAAAGGAGUGGUGAUUCCUGCCUGGAACAUCUCUCCCAUCAAGAAAACCAGUGACGUCAACAAGCCUCCUCAGUUUGUUGACAUCCCUCUGGCUGAAGAAGACUCCUCUGAUGAAGAGUAUCGUCCUGACGAGGAAGACGACGAUGAGACGGCUGAAGAUACGUUCCAGGAGAGCGACAUGGAGAGCACAGCUUCUUCUCCCAGAGGAAGUCGUCUGAGCAGAGGGGACGAGGACAGCUGCAGUCCCUGGCAGACUUCUCAUAGUCGAUCCAGGACUUUGAAGGGGAGGUCUGUCUCCAUGGGCCCUCCCCCUCCCCCCAAAGCACUGCCUCCCAAAGCAGUGACUGACAGCACCUUUCUGGAGAAACUUCAUGCUGUGGAGGAGGAGCUGGCUGUGUGUAUGGAACCAUAUCAGGGUCAGGUCUUCAGUGUGGGGCCUGUGUCAGUGGUUCCUGAGAACCUGGACCUCAGAGAGACUGUUAAACCUUUGUCUGAGUCGGAGGACGAAGUUGGUCUCAUGGCGUACCGGACUCGGUCCAAACGUCCCCUGCGUGACAUCCCCCUGGGCAGACUGGAGGCGGAGCUCCAAGCUCCUGAUAUCACACCUGACAUGUACGAUUCCAGCUCCGCCCUCGAGGACAGGGAUUGGACUGAUUGGCUGAGAGGACUGAUGACCACAGACGUAGACAAUGAAGAGGAAGGUGAUGAUGAUGAUGACCCUGAAUACAACUUCCUGGCCGACGUCGAUGAACCUGACCUGGAGGAUUACCGUGACGACAAGGCUGUCCGCAUCACCAAGAAGGAGGUGAAUCAGCUGAUGGAGGAGCUGUUUGAAACGUUAAAAGAAGACCUUACAGGACAGGAAGUGGAUGAUGAAGGCCACGAGGAAGAGGAGGAGACACAGGAGGACAAAAACAGUCAUGAGACACAACACACGUCUCAGGAACACAACACAGCGCUGAGUGACAGUGAGGAGCAUGAACCAAUCACAGAGCUGCGUACAGUGAAGCAGAAGUUGUCCUGGAUCAGGAAGAGACGACACACACACGCACUGUGUGACACACACACACCUGAACCACACACACUGAAGCUGGACGCCACACAGAAGAGACACCUGCAGCAGCAGCUACAACAGCACGUCCAGUUGUUGACUCAGAUUCACCUGUUGACCUCACCUGUGUCCAAACUUCAGAGUGAAGCUGAGACCACCAGACAGUUCCUGGUGGAGUUGGACGUCCUGGCUCUCAGGACAGAGCUCCUCAUGUCCUCACUUUGUCCUGGUUUCUGCAGCAGCUUCAGGUCGUCAAACCUGCAGGGGGCGCUGCAGCUGCUGGAGGAGCUCAGGCUGAGUCCCAUCAGCUACCAGACCAGGCUCCACCCACCUGACGCCAGAGGACACAUGCGUGUUCACCCUGUCAUGCCUCCUGAACUUGCCUGGAUCUUCUCCACUCGUCCGGUCUUUCUUUACCCGGAGCUGCUGCCGUGUGCCAGUCUGGACCCGGCUCUGUACUGCCCCCGCAGGACAGCAGCCUUCACUGCAGCUGAGGACUGCCUCCUGGUCCUGGGUCUCAGGAACAUGGACAAGUCAUGUGACCCACCAAAGCUGGUGUCUCAGUUCCUGUUGAGGAAGACUCUGGUCCAGGUGAGACGAAGAAUCCUGCAGUGCUGCAGACCUGGUGUCCCCGACAACAUCGUCAAGGUGUUCAGGUACCAGCGAGUGUUGUGGACGAUGCCUGUAGCUUGUCGUCCCCUCAGUCCCGGAGAGCGGCGCCCCCCAGUGGAGAGAGAGGAUAGUAUCAUGCCGAUGUGGCUGGUGCGAAGCCUUCCUGUCAUCUAUCCAACCAUUAAACGCUACAAUGCCCCUCCUGGCUCCACCCCUGAGGCCCCUCCCACCUGCAAGUUGACUCGCCCCCGUCAGAGUCACUACACUUUCCUUCGCUCCGCCUCCAGCUACAGUUUCCCUCCUGGGACAAAGUAUCCGCCCCGCCUCCCCAAACACUUCGACUUCAAACGCAUUGGGUUCGUUGUGCUGCAGCAGCCCCUCCCACCUCCUUCCACUGACUCCUCCGCACUGGUGUCAGGUGGUGACAUCAUCAUAACCUCCACCAUCUCCUUGGCAACCACAGAGCAAAUCAAAAGUCACUAUCAGACGCUCGUGGGCCUAAGGAGGAAACACAAACUCUCCGUGAAUGGAGGAGGAACCAGGAGUGCCACAGAGACAUUGGCUCCUCCCCCUCCUCCUGAAGGCUCUCCCUCCUCUCAGCUGGUGGAGGAAGACGAUGACAUCAGCACAAACGAGGAAGAGGGAGAAGAGGAGGAGAGCGAGGUUCUUCUGGCUCUGUCUGAAUCAUCGUCCAGCACCGACGACGACCACCUGAGCGACCGCGAGGAGGUGGCGUCUGAGCGUGAAGAGGGAGGGGCGACCAGCCGCUCUGACGUUCAGCUGCAGGAGAAACUGUCGUCAGGAGGAAGUGAGGAGGAGGAGCCUGAGGUGGAGGAGGAGCCUGAGGAAGAUGAUCAGCGGCACUCGGACGAUGAGGCGUUUGCUCGGGAUUAUCUUCACAGAGUUUGUGAGGCAGUAGAGGCGUGUCCAGGCGUCGCCCAGCAGCUGCUUCAGGUCCUGGAUCAAGUCUCUGCGGGGGCGGUGGGGGCGGACCUUGUGUACGACAGACUGAGGCGUCUGCUGCAUCCGUGGCCUCAGCUGCUCAGAGACUUCGCCGCCUUCCUGAACCGCGAGCAGGCGCAGAGCUGUGGACUGCUGAUGGAGCAGCAGCUGUUUGAAAGCAGCCGCCGGUUUCUACGGCAACUGGGUCAGAUUCUGGGGAAAAGCUCGUCCCUGUACCAGCAGGUGGUGUCGUUGCUGCAAGAAAGCCCCACCCUCUCGCCUACAGACAUGGAGAAGAUCUCGUCUCUGCUUAAGCUCCACCCCCACCUGCACCAACUUUUCCAGCAGCUCCACCCUGCCUCGUUACCCGCAGCAACAGAGGGGGACUCGGUUUCCCAGAAUCCUCUUGACAAGAACAGGAAGAGAGUUGGUCAUUGGGCUCCUGAAGAGAGUAAGACAGGAAGUGGCAGAGAGGAAGAGGAGGAGCCAAACGAAAAUGCUGUGGUCUGGACUCGCGAGGCAGACCGUGCCAUUCUGACGGCCUGUCAGCAGAGAGGAGCCAAUAGGGAGACGUUCACACAGGUCUCCGCCCACCUGGGAAAUAGGACUGCCCAGCAGGUGAGUCUGCGAUUCCACGAUCUGAUGAGUCUUUUCCAGAAGUCCACUUCCUGUUCCUCAGAGGGUCAACAGCCAAUCAGCUAACAGGAAGCUGUCUGAUCCAGAACUGGAUUAAACUGGACAGCUCAGAAUCUUUGGCCUUGAAUGCGUUUUAUUGAGUUAUUCCCGAGUUCUCGGAGGUUCGUGUCCGAAGAUGCUGCAUUCCAUUAACAUUGGAAGUUGGAGGUCGGAACUGGGAGUGGGAGUGGGAGUGACGCUGACUGCGUUGUUGAGGUCACUCUGACUUUGUGAAAAUAUUCUGCGAUCGUAAACGAGACAUUUAUCCUGGAACUUUUUCAGAAUGGUCUUCAGAGCUCACGAUGGUUUGUAUUUUUAUAGUCGUUAUUAUUUAUUUGAUGUACAUUACCUCAAUCAGACUCCACCCACUUUGGCGGGGGGUUGUGGGUGGAGUCUCUGUCAUUUUCCACCAGUGAAUGAAGAAUGAAAAUCACUGCGAUAACUUAAAAAAAUCAAUGUGACUUUAAAAAAAAAAGAAGCUCCAAACAACAAUAAUUGUUUUGGAGAUUUCCCAGAAUGCAUCUGGAUUAAACCAUGUCCUGUGAAGGUUUUAUAGAAAAUUUAUUCAUGAAUGAAUGCAUGAAUGUAAUACAUGAAUGUUUGUUUAAUUUUCCAUGUUUUUAAAAAACUGGAAUUGAAUUUUUCUUUGUUAAAUUGUUUAUUUUCUGAUGUCAUUAAAAUGAUCCUUCAUAUAAAAUAAAGAGUUGAAGUUUCUACGAUA